AUGGCGGGCAGUGAAGACCGUGGCCCGUCGGAUGAUAAUAGUGAAGCAGAGUGGUCUGAUUUUAGCAGCAAUAGUUCGACAACAAACGCUUUGGACAGCUUGCCAUUUAGUCUCCGGUCUCUAGAUCCUAUUUUUGUGCUUAAUACUAUAAUUUCUUGCUUUCCGCGACAGUCAGAUAGUUCAGCCGCUUUAAGCGCAAGUGAUAGAGCACCUAACACUUCUGGCACGAACGACAGGUUUCGAAAGUUCUCUUAUUAUCUAUCCGUAUAGCGUCAUUUCUUGGCUAAAUAUUGCUGUUUUAAGCUGAUCGAGUUAUUCUUUUCCUGUACGUCUGUCUCCGCAGAAUCCUAGACGGCGUGGAUGCGUCGCUUACUACUUACGGCGAUCCCCUCGUGUGGCGUGGAUCACAAACAGAGGCAAAAUACUCAAGGGCGUUAAAUCUGUUACUGAUUAGCCGCGAAGUAAGUAAUUUUUUAUUUCUCUUCAAUAUAUUCUGACCUAAGCUGCUUCCUGAUAGUUGUAAAAGGAACCAGGUUUGCUCCUCUUCGCUUUUCAAUUCUGUUUUUAAUAUUUUGAUUUCGUUUAUCCAUGUGCAUGUUGAGCGCGUAUGUGAGCUUACCUACAUUUAUACAUUGCGCAGAUUGUAGUUAUUUUUUGAAUAUAAAAUACAUUACAACUUGUGUUAUUCGCUGGUGUGGCAUACGUAUAAGUAGCCCGUGUAUUAAAUUUGGACAAAAACAGACACAAAUACAUUAUGAGAAACUCCCCCACCCCCACAUGGAGGGGAUUUCUUAUGCAGGUAUCAAUGUUUGGACAGACGGGGUGGGGGAGGGGGGAGCGGUUACGGGAAUAGGUGCAGCAUUUGAUGCUUCUCUUUGUUUUGCAAUUAUUUCUUUGGUCAAAUUCCUGACCCCUGGGACUGGAAAAUAGUUCAAAUUUGAUGAAAUAUCCCUUUAUUUGGGAUAGCAAAACCACAGCUUGAGGCAAAAUUAUUUUUGUGGUCAAAAUCUUCAAAUAGGGGCCCAAGAAAGUGCUCAAAAGUCGCACCUAUGCCCGUACCCCUAUCUCUCCACCUAAACAUUGAUACCCUCAUUACGGCUACGUGUAACCUCCUUACCCUCCCCCUCCACUAUUUCUUUGAGGCCUUGAGGAAAUAAUAAAGAAGGGCGAGGAAACCUCUUUUCCUUCUUGGGCAAGGGUAUGGCUAAACGUUGGUAAAUAGAUGAUUUUUUGUACAAUGUAUUGAUCAUCAACAAACUGCUAUUUUAUGAUAAAGGUAAAUGGAAACUAGAACAUCAUAACUGCUAAAAAGAAAACAGCUUGACUUUCCAGGCCCAGGUUGUUCAGGGCUUGAAAUUAUGACUGAUAUGGUCGCCAAUACGACUAACAUUUUCUCCUUGGUGACUAAAAAGUCUUGUUUAGUUGCCACUUUGGUGACCAGAUUUCUCUAUCAUAUGAGAUUUAAAUUAAAAGAGUAAAGUUAAAACAAACAUUUCAUCUUAUCUUGCUUCGCUAUGUGUCAAUGUGCCAAAUCGCCUGAACAAAGGCAGUUUACCUUCAGAUUUAUACUGAAUCCGGUCUGCGAUAUUUUCAAACAAUCAAAUCUGUUAGAUCGCGCCAUACUAUCAGCUGCGUCAUUUACAUUAUACAAACUGGAGACUAAAAAUUUACAUCCUCAGGUUGCCAAAAGGCAACCUGAGGAUUUUUUUAAUUUCAAGCUGUGUUGGUCAAAUGUUAGAUAGAGCUAUCCACUGGAUAAAUUACUCUCUAGUGGAUAAAUAUUAGGGACAGUGGAUAGAGAUUUAUCUCAGGCCAGGACUUUUGAAUUGCUGUGGCAAAAAUAUUAUGCCCCAAUUAUUCUCUCUUGACAAGAUGCUUUAUCGUGGCAAAUACAGUAGAACCAUGAUAACUUGAACUCGGAUAACUUAAACUCCCUGCUAACUUGAACUAAAUUUCCUUUCCCUUGAUCAAAAUUUUCUCUGAAAUUUACCCCAAUAACUCAACUUUCCGCUAACUCGAACUGUUGUUUGUUUCCCUUCAGAGUUUGAGUUACCAAGGUUCUACCAUAUUGUUUUGUUUGCAGAAUAAAUUGCCUUCUUGGCAGCUUAAAGAAGAUGGGGAGUAUGCCUUGUCAAGAACUUUUGACUUUCAUAAGUUUGCUGAGAACUUUAAAGCACAAUCCUCUGAUAAAAGGUGGAGUAGUGAUUCAAACGGACUUGAACAAGACUUUACUUCAGCAAAAUCUACUGGUCAACCGUCUCUAAGCUGUGAUUCAGAUAGUGAAAAUAGUGAAGAUGAUGAAAUAUUUCUAGUGUUUAGAGGAAAACCAAACAGUCGGCUUUCAAGUUUUGAUGAGUGCCAAGCUGCUGCAGGUAAAAGCAACAACCAAUAAUGAAUCCUCUAUCAAACCUUGCGGGGCCUUAUUUAUUUCAAGUACAUUAAAGUGCCUAUCACUUAAAAUUUUUUAUUUUCUUAUCUGAAACUAGACCUUAUUAAAAUAACUUUUGCGAAAAAAUUCUGCGAUUUGAACCAAAGACGAUUUUUUUAGAAUUUUAUAAAAACAUUCAAAUUUGCCGCCAUUUUGGCACACCAUUCGUCUUAGCCUUCUUUCGGGGUUCGACAUACUUUAAGGAACAUGUGACUUUAUCGACAGGAAAACAUUAAAAGUUCUUGUAGGUUUUUCUGUUUCAGAAAAAAUUUCUUCUUGCGAAGACAUUGUGAUUCAAUCCUUACUCGUAAUUAUUGAUCUUUUUUGUGUACAGCUGGUGAAGGAAAGGUAAUGUGAGUUCCUAAAUUUACGUCACGUGACGUCAUGUAUGAGUCUGCUAGUUUGCGUGAUCAGUGGCGUGGGUGUACCGCAAAAAUGUGGACCUCAAAAAUUGGUUAAAAAAUCGCAUUUUGUUGAAAUGGCAAAAUUUUUUUGCAGAAGUUAUUUUAAUAAAGUAUAGUUUCAGAUAAAAAAAUUAAAAAUUUUAGGUGAUGGGCACUUUAAAGGGGUGGUUAUUUGAGAGGGGGCUUAUUUAAUUUAGCGAAGGUGAUGGUGUCAAUUCUCCAUAAAAUCUAAAAGUAAACUGAAAAAGCUCAGACACAUGAAGUUGGAGGUCAUGCAUCCGAAGAUCAAAAUCAAAUCAGAACUUCCAGCAUGUGGACAGAUCAUACCAGAUCACUGAUAAGUCCACAUGAAGUGUUACAGUCUACCACUUAUUCUGAGAAUGAAGGGGGAGGGGAAGGGCAGUUUUAUAACUUUCUUCCUCUGAAAAUGGGGGAUGGGGGGUAGGGGCUUAUUAGAGAGGAGGGGCUUAUUUGAGUUGGUGGGGGUGGGGGGCUUUACGGUAACUAUUAAAAGUAUUGCUUGUAAAGCAUCUUUUUUGAAAGAAGAUUAAGAUGAUGUUGUGUUACCAAAGAUGUUUUCUAUAACAGUAAAUAUUACUAGGGCAAUGCUAAAUAGCAGUGCCUGGUUUCCCCAAGCACCUUACUAAUUUACUCUUGGAUGACUAGGAAAUUGUAGUUUUUGCAGAAAAAAUAAAUUGUCAUAUACUGGACACCCUGAAUUUUAUAGGUUUGGGACUUUGGGCUCCCUUAAAUCGGUAUUUGAACUUAUGAAAUUCUAUACCGUUAUAACAAGAGGAGACUUUUUUCUUUUUUUGUAUAUUUGAAAAAUAUGGAUUGGAUUGAAACACGUAUUUUUAUUAAAAUGAAAAAUGUUCUUUUUUGACAGGACUUUCUGAACUUUCAAAUGGAGAACUCUCAGACCUAAAACAGGAAAUGGCUGCUUAUGUCAAGGAGUACUCAGAUGUUCUCAUAGAGGAAUUAACAUUAAGAGAAGAAUUAGAAAGAGAAAAAGAAGUCAAGAACAAAUUUAUAUCCACUUUAUUAACUGUUCAAUCAAAAAUACGAGAGUUACAAGCUGGCCAGACAAAAGGCAAAAAGGGCUUUUCUACAAAUUCAGGAAAGGUAAACAUAAUUUGUACACGAGGGUUAUUGUACUUUGUUGUGUUCAUCAAACUUUGACCAUUCUCAUUUUAAGUGACUUUUUACAUUUAGACAUGUGCACCGUAAGAAACCUGGAGGAUUAAACGUGGUAGUUUGAUAAAUAGUUGCUGUUGUCUCAGAGAUGCUUCAUACACAGUGCAGAUUUAAUUGAUGUAUUUGUCAAUAAUUAACCCAUUUAAACGGGUGCAAAGAAAGUCAGUUUACAGCUUGCCAUUCAGGCAAGCUGUAACUAGCAUUUACUAGCCCAAGAGUGAUUGUAACUAGCCCCCAAUUUUUUUUUGAUGACUAGAAUUGACUACAGUUCUUCGGUGCUUUAGAAAAAACUUCAUUUGCCCGUCGGGCUAGUUAAGAACAGAAUUCCCUUUUCCUGCUACCGGGUGCAACUUUCUUUACACGCUGAUUUAAACCCUUUAUCAGUAUUCAUUUUUACCACACUGUUCUCAAGGGAUUUGUAUUGAUGUAUUGUCAAUAAUCACUUAUAUUAAAACCCUAAUAUCAGAAUAAAAUUUUAAAUAUUCUCUGUACUGUCUUUCAUACAUUUUCCAUGCUACUUAAAAAGAAUUUCAUUAACAAUCAAGACCUUUUUCACUUGAUUAUGAACAUUUCCUCUUUGUCACAUUGUUACUUUUAGUUGAGAGACAAAACUAAUGGUUCUUAUGAUUUUUUUUGGUUUUCAGUACUUGACCACAGUAAUUCCUUACGAUGACUUUGAUGGAGGUCCAAGCACAAAAGUGUUACUACAAUUAAUUGAAAGUAGGUGUUAAAUUUUAUACUGUCUUGAAGUGUUCCUAACUAUUAUUGAAUGGCUAUCUACAAGUGAAAAAUCCCUCCCAAGCUGAUGAUAUGAUGAAAGAUAUAAUUUGUUUGUAGUUAUGGAUGCACUUCUUGCUGACAGCCCCACUGUUCCAGGAUUGUUGACAGAAUAUAUACUUAAAGGUGAGUGC
Porites lobata is the source of this 4937-nucleotide messenger RNA. NCBI's taxonomy places the organism in Eukaryota, Metazoa, Cnidaria, Anthozoa, Scleractinia, Poritidae. The record is from the annotation of a GenBank genome assembly.